AUGUGUCGGUUUCUGGUCUACCGCGGUAACGAUGAGAUCAUUCUCUCCAAGCUCAUUCUCGACCCCACGCACUCGAUUCUUCGCCAGUCCUUUGAUUCGCGCUUGCGACUAGAUACCCGCCGAGGACAGAACAAUGCCGACGGCUUUGGCAUUGGUUGGUAUACUGAGCCCAAGCUUGGCUACGAGCCGUGCAUCUUCAAGUCGACGACACCAGCCUGGAACUGCAGCAAUCUUCCUCGUAUCGCUUCCAAGACGGCGUCUCGCCUCAUCUUUGCUCAUGUCCGAGCCACGACUGAGGGCUCGCUCAGCGAAGACAACUGCCAUCCUUUCUGCCACGGCAGUCUCAUGUGGAUGCACAACGGCGGCAUUGGUGCCUGGAAAUACGUCAAGAGGCGAUUGGGCGAGAAGCUCGAGGACAAGUGGUAUCUCGGCGUCACUGGCGGAACGGACAGCGAGUGGGCCUUCGCCCUAUUCCUUGACCGACUCGAACGACUUGGAGUCGAUCCUAGCUCUCAGCCCCCCAGAGGAUUCAACCCUACACUGUUGAGGAGAGCCAUGCUGCAGACUAUCGAGGUCAUCAACGAGCUCACUUCUCAGAUCCCGGAACGCAUCAAGCAGAACGAGGAUCUCGACACACGAAGCCUACUCAACUUUGCAGUCAGCGACGGUCACAGCAUAGUGUGCACUCGAUAUGUCAGCAGCAAGACAGACGAGGCAGCAAGCCUAUUCUUUUCCUCUGGCACCCAAUGGGACUUGAAGAAGACCACUUCGGCAGGCAGUGACUAUCAGAUGGACCGGCAAGACAAGGGAGCCGAUGUGGUACUAGUUGCUAGCGAGCCGCUGACGUUUGAAAGAGAGAAAUGGGUCAACGUGCCUACCAACUCAAUCCUCACUGUCCAAGGGCAGACAGUCAUGAUCAGCCCGAUCUUGGACCAAUACUCGCAAAAGGAUCCUCACCACAAGCGAUCUACGGCCUUCGCCGAUACCAAGGGUCUUAUCUCGACUGACAAAGCGGCACCGACCACUGCCACCCUCCCCGACGCUGCAAGCUCGGACCUGCGAAAUAAGCUCACCGCGGCCAACAUCAUCCCCAACCACACGCCACGCAGUCAAACCCCAGAUCGCUCCUCUCAAGCAAUGCGCGCCUACCCGACCGCUGUACAGCGGAUGCUGGCACCCGGCGAUUUACCCAUCCAGGGCAACAUCAAGAGAAAGCGAAGGUCACUUGGCGUGGGGGAGUGGGCUCAUCCGGCCGAAUAUAUUGAUGGCCAGGAACACUACGUGCCUGACAGCCCGGUGCUAAACCCGUCGCUCAGGGGCUCCGACCUCACUACCUCGGAGAAAGCUGCCCGUAUCUUAGGCAUGGCGCUGUAG
This is a messenger RNA of Microdochium trichocladiopsis, 1374 nucleotides long. Its product is annotated as nucleophile aminohydrolase. The transcript is spliced from 3 exons. Bases 1 to 1374 code for a protein of 457 amino acids. Lineage: Eukaryota; Fungi; Ascomycota; Sordariomycetes; Xylariales; Microdochiaceae. The record is from RefSeq and is a predicted model, not a curated record.